UGGCGUCCGGGCGGGUAGGGAGGCAGGCGGACAAGCGGGCGGUUCCGCCGGCUGCUGCUGCUGCGGUGCGGAGCGGAGCGGAACGGCGGGUGACGCUUCCCGCAGAGCCAGGCGGUCGCCCCGUUGCCGACCCUCGGUGGAGAACAGCAGGCGCGCAGGAGCACCUGAACCAGACUGGCAGAUUUCUUGGCUGAGGAAGGCAGAAGCGGAAGGUCACCUCAUGGCCAACAGCUCACUCCUCUCUAAAGACAACCACCAUCCAUCUUCUCUUCCAUGUACUUUGAAUCGGCCUGUUUAUUGUUUUACCUGCGCGUGGAGCAGAUGAAAGGGGCACCCUCUGAAGGGAAUGUUUGGUUCACGCGGGCAUGCCGGAGAGAAGAUUAAUAUAGAAGAAGAGAGCUAUAUUUGGAAGUGAAAUAUAGAGACACCUUCUCCAAUCUAUGCUAGUGUGAAGUAUCUCCUGCUGUUCCUCAUAACCUUCUUAGUUUGACUUCAUAGCAAUGUCCCUCAAGUUCUUCGUCCAAGACUCAAUGGCCUCUGCACCACAGUAGCUUCUUCUGAGCUGCUGCAGCACCAAGAGGAAGAUGCUGGACUUGAGCUUCCUCACUGAGGAGGAGUAUGAAAAGCUCUUACACGUGCUGCAGAGGGAUGCAGAGCUCAAGAAAAAAGAUGGCGACCGGAUCAGGAGGUUGCGAGACUCACUUAAGGAUGAAAAGAAGAAGAAAUUUGUGACCGGGGAAUGGUUUCACGAGGUGAAGGCAAAGCGGUUUCAAGAAGACUUGGAAGGGUCAGAUUUACUUCGAGUUUCAAUUAGAAAGAAACAGAGUGGCACAGAUCAUGAAACAAUUGAGCGUGCCCGAGAAAGUCUGGAAGGCGGAACGACACUUUUGCCCUCGGAAGCUACAGCUGUACCCUUUCCUGAAUCGGAAGAAGACAGACCACGGGAACCGGUUUUGGAUUCUGCGGAAGGAUGUCAAAUGAAACAUAACCCAAGGCUGAGGCUGUCGACCCAGCUGUCCACUGAAAAGAAAUCCAGUCUAGAAGAUAUUUCUCCAGCAGACAGCGGGGUUGGUGUAAGUCCAUUCUUGGCCACAAGAAACAACUCACUAGGAAAUGGCAAAGACCCUGAAGGAUGCUCGGUGUUUUUUGCAAAGCCUUCUGGAAAGGAUCCGAAUGACUUAACUUACCUGGCCGGCGUGGAUGUUCCUGAUAUUCCUGAUGCAGGAAGCCCAUCAAUCCAGCCCACUGCUCAGGAAAAAACGAGUCCUUCCAGCAAGAUACCAGUGAAGACAAAGAGGCUAUCCCUGAAGAGCUCCAAAUUGCCCUCUCUUGAAUGGGAUGACGGUCUCCUGAAACUAAGUGGCAAUUAUACUAUCUCAUCUCUCAGUAAUAAAGGUGAAGAGAUAAGCCUAGACCGGGAACACUUCAAAAAUCUUAAGAACUUCUGGGAGAAGGGAGGAGAAUCGGCCUUAACUAAAGAUACGCCUCAGAAACCCUCCGAAAAAGCCAGCGUGGUGGAAGUCAAUGGAAGGCCACCCAGACUGAGACGGUCGACCUCGGUACAAUCCAACCAGAGCCAAAACAGUGACGAAAAGCCGGGUUCUCAUAUCUACUCCAAAGCCCGGAUCCUUCCCAAAAGAACUGCCACCUUAUCUUCCAGUGAAGAUGAGCCUGUUUACAUCGCACCCCCCAGAAAAGGAUCGGGGUCCUGUAUCCCCAGAUCCACCUAUGGUGGGAGCAAAGGGUCAGUUCAUAAAAACAACUCGAAUGACGGGAACGGGAAGCAACAUUCGGUGGAAGAAGAGAAGAAAGCACCGCGUUGCCCAAGGAGGUCCAAGCUGCCCGUUCGUGUGCCUUCCCUUAAAAUUGAAUCCCCAACCAAAGAGCCGAGCGGGAUCAUUUUUGAACCCGAGACGCCCGCAGACGAGUACGUCAUGGCUGAUGAAAGCAGACGUAAGGCAGAUUCGUUGGUGGGCCGGGUUAAAAUAUUAAUAGAGUCAGCAUCUUUGGAGGAUCUUGAUAAAGUGACUCUGGAAAAUAAUCCAGACACUCGAAACCACCUAGAAACGAAUGAAGAACCGCGUGGCAAUAAGCCUUGCGCUCCUGCGAGCGACCCCCUGCAAAAUGAAGCUGCUGAUGAAAGAGAAGUCAUUCAAGAACAAGAUUAUUCUGCAUUGUCAGAGGGAAACGGGUAUUGCUCGGCCGUUGCUAAGAGGAUGCCCCCCACCCAAACGGGCUCUGUGCCCCGCCAAGAGUAUAUCAACCUGCCAACAUUCAAAGUACAGGUUGUCUUCUCAUGGUUUGUCCUCUUCUCCCCACCCCCAGCCUACAGUAAGCCUCAAAUGCUAACUCAGCAGUACCUGGAACCGGAGAGAGCCAAAGAUUUGAGCAGAUCCACCCCCCUCCUUCUCUCAGAGACAGAAUCUGAUACCGCUUCAGAAAUCAGCUUCCAGUUUAGCAGGCACAAGAAGUCACCAAGUAUGGGCAGCCAUUCCUCUGACAUGGCUUCUGUCUCCUCGGUGAGCGGCAGCAUUCUCAGUGUGUACAGUGGAGAUUUCGGAAGUGUCGCCGCGCAGGGGCAAGUUCAGUUUGCCUUGGACUACGACGAGAAAAACCGAGAAUUCCAAAUCUAUGUCUCCCAGUGCAAAGAUCUGGCUGUUGUGGAUGAGAAGAAAGCCAGAACAGACCCGUACGUCAAAACCUAUCUGCUUCCUGACAAAGCUCGGAUGGGCAAGAGGAAAACAUCAGUGAAGAAGAGAACCAUCAGCCCUGUUUACAAUGAGGUUUUGCGGUAUAAAAUAGAGAAAAUGGUUUUGCUGAUUCAAAAACUGAACCUUUCAGUGUGGCAUAACGACCCUUUGGGACGAAACAGUUUCCUUGGGGAGAUGGAAAUUGACUUGGCGAGCUGGGACUGGAGCAACAACAGAUUGAAUUGGUACAUGCUCAAACCACGGAGUUUGUCUACCCUCAAUUGUGCUGACCACCGAGGAGUCAUGAACCUGUCCAUUAAGUAUGUGCCGCCUGGAAUCCUAGGUUGGAAGUCCCCUGCGUCUGGUGAGGUCCAUAUCUGGGUCAAGGACACCAAAGAUCUUCCACAGUUGCGCCCCUCUGGAGUAGAUUCCUUUGUGAAAUGCUAUGUCCUUCCAGACACCAGCAAGAAAAGUUAUCAAAAGACCCGAGUGAUCAAGAGAGAUUCAAACCCCAUUUUUAACCACACAAUUGUAUAUGACGGGUUUCACACGGAAGAUCUCAAAGACGCGUGUGUCGAGCUGACUGUCUGGGAUCAUGAAAAACUGACCAAUCAUUUUCUCGGCGGAAUACGACUAGGGCUUGGAACAGGCUGCAGCUAUGGGAUUGCCGUGGACUGGAUGGAUUCCACUCAAGAGGAAAUGGCUUUUUGGCAGGAAAUGAUGACAACAGCCAAUGAAUGGAUUGAAGGCACACUGCCUUUGCGCUCCUUAGCUGGGAAAAGGAAGCUGAAAUGAAACCACUGGCUCCUAGCUAAGAACUGAAGCCCGGUUUACAGACAGAGAAGGUCCGUCAACUGCCAUCAAUUGGCCAGCUUGCAGACACUUCCCGACAUCUUUGGAAAAUGUUAAGAGCUAAGUAUUAUUUCUUAUCCCAACGGAGGACUGAAAAACUAUAAUGCUCUUAACCAGAUUGCAGCUUAGCUAAAUGGCAAAGAAUAACUACUGUUUACCUCUCUAUGUAGUAGAUGAUAGGUUUGAUUAAAUAUUGGGUAUUUUACACAAAGGGCAGGGAAGAAAAGAUGUGAAUAUUUUAUAGGCUUUAAAAAAAAUCAUGUUACUGUUUUCAUGACGCCUGGAUGUUUUUCUUAUGCGAGGCAAGUUAUAAUGAAACCAUGGUUAACUCUGCCCGUACAUCCGCCGGCAAGCACAGUAACACAAGAACUUUGAUGCAUAAAAGUCUGAUGUGAAUGUAAUGUGAAAAAUGUACAUUAGGAUAUAGGUGGCUGCUUUAUGAUGAAUCGGUCCUUGGCCCAUCUGUCUACACUGGAGCUAGUUAGAAGCUGGAUCACUGCCUACCAACCGGACAACGGCCGACAUUCUGAUGGACCACUCAAAGUCUCCUGGUUGCUGGGACUUGUGCAAAGAAUGCUGGAUUUGAUUUUAUCUGGCAGGGCACCUCUUCUGUGGUGGUUUUCCUCAUGAUCUCUUAACAAAGGUGAAUUGUGAAGAUGAAUUUUAAAAACACAACUGACUUCUGACAUUUAAAAGCUACCAGUAGUCCAUGGGGAUUCUAGUGAAGAAAAUGAAGACGGGACACAACCGAGCCGUAGUGAGGGGGAACUGCACCCAGGGCACACGUGCACCCCUGCCAUGCCCCCACCACCUCGCCCCCGCACCAGUGCACGCUCUGAGUGUCACACACCUCCCCCUUGGCGCUACGCCACUGGGACACAAACACGGAGGCGAUUCCAGCGUUCCGCCAUUAUCAACUGGCAGAAGGCGACAAGCAGAGGCCUUUGCCAGCUCACUUGCCCGAGAUGGAGCUUGGAAUCGUCUUUACAAAACGUUUUAUUCUCUGCUAAAAACCCGUUUCAGGACAAAGAUGACAGUGCAGUUGUGCGCUCUUCUGUGGAAGUCGGAGCAGCGUGUUCCCACGUUGUCAAGAAAGAAAAUGUGGGAAAGGAAAUGGCGGGCACAACUGUGCAAACAGGCGGGUCUUGCUAAUAGGCUUCCGGAGCAAUAUAAAUGCUAUUAUAACAAAGUGCUGUGUGUUCCCGUUGCAUAUCAUAACGGUUUCGACAGAAGCGGCAAUUAAAUAAGCUUUUAAAAUGCUGCCAGAGAAUUGGAAGGGUCGAAGGCAGGCACUAGGAUCCCGCAGAACAUUGCAAUACAGGAAGAUGUGGCUGUUUACUGCGCACUUCUCAUGCCAACUUUAUCCUGAAAAGGGCAUAGGAGCUACAGCCAUGAAUGCUGUUUUUCUCUGAAAUAGAUCUGUUCUUUAGUUGAUGCCUUGAAUUGAAUUGGCCAAAAUUUGCUUGAGCUGUCUUCCCUGUCAGUGCAAAUUGAAUGAAGUAAUCUGUUCGAGCCAAAACUUUUCACGCGGUCAGGAUGCCUGGCCCACCACAAUAAUAUAUUUAGGUACUACGUAA
Messenger RNA from Sphaerodactylus townsendi, 5119 nucleotides. Its product is annotated as synaptotagmin-like protein 2. Gene Ontology annotation, molecular function: small GTPase binding; neurexin family protein binding. Lineage: Eukaryota; Metazoa; Chordata; Lepidosauria; Squamata; Sphaerodactylidae. Gene Ontology annotation, biological process: exocytosis; intracellular protein transport. The transcript is spliced from 17 exons. The record is from RefSeq and is a predicted model, not a curated record. Bases 585 to 3485 code for a protein of 966 amino acids. Gene Ontology annotation, cellular component: plasma membrane; exocytic vesicle.